CUAAGGUCAUCGAAGACAAGCACCCUUUAUUACCGAAGCUAACUAAUCAUAUCCCGAGUCUUAAUCCGUGUUUAAACCUAACUAUAUGCACAUCACGGCCGUAGCUUGCGUUAACACCGUGUCUACCUAAGAGGUAUGUACGUAAAGUUAACCUGCGAGGCACAACGAUAUAAGUUCACGAUGUCUUCCUUUUUCCUGACCCUCCUAUGAGGCUCAGCAUACUUGAAGAAUAAGCCCUGCUAAUACACACUCCUUGUCUUGAGCUAUCUAAUUCUAUUGAAUUUAGCAUACACUACUGACCAUGUCUUCCACAUUCAUUAAGUCCAAGAACAAGUUAACUUGGUUUAUCACGGGAUGUUCGUCGCCUUCAGGAUUCGGCAUGACACUCACCCGGAUAGCUCUAGCAGCAGGUCACACGGUCAUCGCGACCUCGCGAAAUCCUUCGCGUACACCUGAACUCGUCGCCGAGGUCGAGAGUAGAGGAGGAAAGUGGUUAAAGCUAGAUGUGAACAACAGCGACAGCGGAGACGUUAUCGAGGAGCUUGAAAUAUCGGGCAUAGCGAUCGAUGUAUUGGUGAAUAACGCCGGAUACUCCAUCUUCUCCCCCAUAGAGACUUCUACCGAGGAGGAGAUCCGCGGUCAGAUGGAGUGUAUGUACUUCGGACCCUUACGCCUAAUCAGGGCGGUUGUUCCUCACAUGCGUAGACGCCGGUAUGGCGUCAUUGUGAAUUUUAGCACAGGCGGCUCUCUUGAAGGUAGAGAUACGAUGGGUUCUUACGCUGGAGCUAAGGCCGGCCUUGACGGUAUGCUAAUCCCAGAUUGCCUCCUACUAUUUCUUAUUCUGGUCAUAUUCUAAUUCGAUAAUAGGUAUAACCAGAGUUUUAGCAAAAGAGGUGGCCCCGUACAAUAUUCGCGCUCUGACUGUCAUCUUGGGUGCAUUCAACACCGACAUGGCUGUCCACACUGUCGUGGGCAAGAAUCCUCUUCCCGAAGAUUACAAGGGUUCUGUUUCCGACCAGAUGUUCCAGUUUCUCAGUAGUCCCAAAUCUAAGCUGCCGGGUGCGAAUGCUGGUAUGGGCUACAAAGAUAAGGCCAUGAAGGCUGUCUAUGAAAUUGUUCUUGGAGAGGGCGUUGGAGUUGGACUUGAGACGGAGCGGAUCAUUCCCCUAGGUACGGAUAUGACAGUUCGUGUAAAGGGGGUUAUCGAGUCAUACAGACAUGCAUUGGAUGCUUUCGAACAUGUUACUAAUCAUGUUGCUGUUGACGAAUACUAAUUGGCUUAGUUAGAGUUCUGUAUAUCACAGGAUCUAAUUUGACACCAUGGAUUUGAAU
Messenger RNA from Annulohypoxylon truncatum, 1332 nucleotides. RefSeq lists its product as uncharacterized. Bases 302 to 856 code for a protein of 184 amino acids. The transcript has a single exon. NCBI's taxonomy places the organism in Eukaryota, Fungi, Ascomycota, Sordariomycetes, Xylariales, Hypoxylaceae. The record is from RefSeq and is a predicted model, not a curated record.